This is a messenger RNA of Neospora caninum, 10182 nucleotides long. RefSeq names its product GK24228, related. Bases 1 to 10182 code for a protein of 3393 amino acids. The record is from RefSeq and is a predicted model, not a curated record. Gene Ontology annotation, molecular function: guanyl-nucleotide exchange factor activity. The transcript is spliced from 13 exons. NCBI's taxonomy places the organism in Eukaryota, Apicomplexa, Conoidasida, Eucoccidiorida, Sarcocystidae. Gene Ontology annotation, biological process: regulation of ARF protein signal transduction.
AUGGCGCCGAGCUGCGACGACCCGGAGGCGCCGCGAGCGUCUGACGACCAGGCGGAGACUUCUCGGUUGUCUCCCUCUCGCCUGUCUCCUCGGCCCGCGUCUCUUCCCGAGGCGUCUCCACGCCCUGCGGCGCCCGCGCGGCCUUCGAAGCGCAGUCGCGUGCCUCCCCUGGCGCCCGUCGAUGCUGCGCCUCCGUGCUUCGCCUCGCUCUCUUCCUUCGAGGCCGACGCUUCCCAGACGCCGCUCGCGUACUGUUCCCUCGCCGCCCUCCGUCGCCGCCAUUCGCCGACGCUGCCUCCGCCUGCGCUAUCGCUCUUCUCCGCCUCCUUCGUCGCGCACAACCCGCUGCGGUGUAUCUACAGCGAGUUGCACACGCUGCUGACGGUCAUCCGAGUUGCCUCUGCGGCGUCGGGCCUCUCCGCUUCUCACCCCUCAGCCGCCCUCGGCUCGGCCUUUGGCGACGCUCUCGCGCUGCCUCCGCCGCUCUCCGGAUUCGUCGAGUCUGUUGAGAGCCUCCUGGCGACGCUCCAUCGCCAGAUUCAGCUUCAGCACUGGCAAGGCGCGGAUUGGGGAAGGAGGCGACCCUGCCGCCACAGCUCCGGAGCGCGCGGGGACCGCGCAGACGAGCAGGCCCGAAGCGAAGAGCGACGCGAGACGAGAGGGCCGUCCUGCUCGAGUUCAAACGGCCAGGGAAAAAGCUGUGCCGCUCCUGGCGGGGUCGGAAGACCCAGCGAACUCGACCCGUUUUCGCCUCGGUCUCCGUUUUCUCCGUCUUUUUCUGCGCCUCUUUCCCCGCUUGCGUUCGCGCCGCCGAGGCCCCGGUGGGCGCGCGUGGACGGCGCGCACUUGGCGCCGUUCCUGUUUGUAGUUGCGGAUCUCUGGCCGCUGGUGCAACAAACCGCGUCGGGUCAGGGCCCGCGGGCGCAGUCGUUGGCCAAUGUCUUUAGUGUGCGACCCGUCGUGGCGGGCGCGCUCGCCUCGCUGACCAAAUUCGUCGCGUACGACUUCCUCGCGCCGGAGCACUGCGUUGACGCGGCGCUCCUCGCCAACCAAGUCGUCCAGGCUGUCCUCGCGUGCGCUCACCAGCAACUGCAGCAACUCGCGAACCUCGCGCUCUCGCCGCGAACGUUUGUCUUCUCGCCGCCCCUGCAGGGGUACUACGGCCUGGGCAGCGGCCUCGCCGGCGCCUCGGGAGGCGAAGAGGAGGUGGUUCUCUACCGCGCCAUCAGUCUGCUCCUCGACGUCGUGCGCUCCUCGGCGGGGCCUCUCGUGGCGGAUGACGGCGUCUGGGAGGUUUUGAAGCUCUGCUACUUUGUCGUUCACCAGCCGAAGAUCUCCGGCGUGCUGCGAAGCCACACCGAAGCGGCGCUGAGCGAACUCGUCGUCGCGCUCUUCGCCCCCAGACGCCAGACUCUGGCCGUCGCCCUCGCGGAGACCCAGGCCAGAGCGAGCGGAGGCGCGACAAACAGUGGAGAUGCCGAACUCAGCGGAAGUGGAGGAACCAGUGCAGGCGAGACAGGCGGAGAGAGGCCGAGGGAGAAGGCGGCGGAGACUGAGAAAAAGAGCCAAGACGCGCAGGGUGGGCGAACAGACACGCCCGAGAAGGCCCUGUCAGCUGUCCCGAGGGAAGGCUCAGCCACGCCGACGGCGCCCAGCCUCGGCCCCAGUCUGGGUGCGGGGAGUUACCGGCCGCACGGCCUCGGCGGACUGUACAUGACUCUGCGGUUCAUCGCCUUUCUGGUGGCGCACGGCCUCCCGUUCUCGUCCUCGUCCUCUCGCGCGCCGCCUUCGCUCCGCGGUUUGCCCCUCGGCGGGGAACCCAAGGGAGCGCCGGCGCCGAGCCCUGACGCCGCACCCAGCCGAGCUGUCCCCUCGCCCUCUGUCUCUGCGAACGCGGCUCAGGGCCCGCCGAGCGACGCAGCUGCGCCGAGUGCGUGCCCGCCCUGCGCGAGCGAAACGGAGCUCGUCGCUGGCGCCUUGUCUCCCGGGGACUGCGCACGGCUCGACGGCGCGGCCUGCGCCGUCGAGCCGUCCUCGUCCCUGCGGAAGAUGGAGGCCGACUUGCUGACUUUGUACGACUUCUCUCAGAAGGGAAAGGGCGACGAGGACUUCUACCUCGAGAUGCGGGCUCUCGGGCUGACGCUCUUGAACUGCGUUCUCGAGGCUGCAGGCCGUGGCAUCGCCCGCUCGCCGGCGCUCCGCCACGUGGUCAGCGAGGAGAUUGCGUGGGCAAUCGUUGGCGGCGCGUCGACGCCUCUCUUGGGCGCGCUCGGCAGUCGCGACUCGUCGCUGCUGAUGGUCUCCGUGCAGCUUCGGGCACUCUGGAACCUUCGGACGUUUCGCUUUCCACUCCCCGCGACUGAGGCCACGCUCCUCCAAACGGUCCUCCUUCGCGUGCUCGCCUCGCCGCUGCAUCUCAUGCUGUAUCAGCCGCCACCGCACGCGCUGGGGCCGCCGGGGACUUCGGCGGCGGGCGUCCAAGCCCAGUACCAGAGCGUCUGUCAGCACCUCCAGCAGCAAGUCGCGACCCACGAUUUCCGGUUCGUGACUCUCGAGGCCCUCGUCGAGCUCUGCGCUCUCCCCGACUUUCUUCCGCAGCUCUUUGUCCACUUUGACUGCAACGUUCGCGCCCCCGCCGACAUAUGCGCGCAAAUCGUCGCGCUCCUCGUCUUCCUCCUCCUGUCGCCGUCUGCUCCGCCGCUGCCUUCGCUCCAGCGCCUUCAGCAGUUCUGCCAGGCCGUGAGUGGCAAGAAGCGCGAGGAAUUCGGACAACUCGCGGGGCCUCUCGCGGCAGGAGACGAAAACCUCGCGGCUCUAAACGCCGCAAACGCCCGCCUCCUGCCGCCGUACCGAGGCGUGUACCGGGACGCGACGUACGUGAGCAUCCCGCAAGACGCCGAGGGUCAGUGCUCGCCCCUGCCUGUCGCGCCUGACUCUCGCGUCCCGUUCAAAGCGACACGGGCUACGCACGGACACCCGGACCGAGAAAGAAACGGAAGCGAGGAAACGGACGCCCAUGGGGCACGGAUAUUUUUCAAGCGUCGAAACUUCUACGGCCUCGCCUUGGCGAAGCGCCGGCAGGCCGCGUCUGGCGAGGCCAGCGGCGGGGCGCUUUUCGACUUCUCGCGCCCGAGAUCCGUCACGGAGUUGAAUCGCCUGGCUCUGCGCGGCGUCCUCGAAGUCCUCGCCUUGAUGGCCGCCAGAGUGGAGAGACAGCGCGCGCGAUGCGCCGCGGCUCACUCCGAGAAACCAGAACGGCGCGCGGCUGCCCAGCGCGGGAACGUCAACGGCGAAGCGGAAGGAACAGGCCGGCACGCACAGGAAGACAGUGGCGAGGAGAAAGAGGAAGAGGAGAGAGAGGAGAAAGAGGAAGAGGAGGAAGAGAGAGAGGAGAGAGAACAAGAGGCCAGGAGCGCAGCGGCAGAAACCCUCGCGCAAGCGAUUAUCGCCAGUGGAAAGACCUCCGCCGCGACCGCCUUCGCCCUCGUCCAACCGCUGAGCCGCCUGCGCGAAAGACGCGAAAGAAAACGACGCAUCGAAGCAGCCGCUGCUCUUUUCAACGCGAAUCCAAAGACGUUCAUUCCUCACUUGGAGGAUCUCGAGUUGCUGCCGUCGCCAGCGACGCCUCGAGCCGUCGCCGCAUUUCUGCGUGACACACGCGGCCUCGAUUUAGUCAAAGUUGGCGAGUAUCUCGCACAAAACAAAGACUGGAAUAAACAGGUGCUCGUCGAGUUCCUUGCCACGUUCGCGUUUGCCUCAGUCUCCCUCGUGGAGGCGUUGCGCACUCUCCUCGCGUCUUUCCGUCUCCCUGGCGAGUCCCAGCAGAUCGAGCGCAUCAUGGAGGCGUUUGCAGGCGAGUAUUUUCAGCAACAGCCGUUCGUGACGACUCCGCUGCUUCCAGCGCAGCUUGCGGAACUGGCCCAGGUGCCUGCGGUAUCCUCUGGAGAAGAAAAGACCGAGCAAAGUGGCGGCGCGAAGCGUGGCAAGAAAGAGAAAGAGAAGGAAGACCCGCGCUUUGGAAUUCCGCGGUGGGUCAUCAGCGAGGCGGCCUUCUGGAGACUCGAAGACGAUAGCGCGUGCGUCGAAGCCAAAACGGCGGAGGUGCUGGAGAGACCGAGGCGGCGCUCGCUGGACUUGUCGAACUUGCACGUUUCGGAAGGCCACGAAACCGAGCAGACGCCCGACGGCGAACCGCGCACGCACGCAGAAAUCCGCGAACACCUGACAAACAAACUCAAAACAUUCACUCCCGACCACCCGCCUCCGGGGUACGUUUCGUUUGAGCACCGGGACACGGUGUUUGUGUUGUCGUACUCGAUUGUGAUGUUGAACACGGACUUGCACAAUUCGCAAGUGAAGGUGAAGAUGAACGUCGAGCAGUUUCUGCGGAACAACCGCGGGAUCAACCAGGGGAAGAGUUUGCCCGUGUUUUUCUUGACGGAAAUCUACCUGUCGAUUCGCGACGACGAGAUCCGCAUGAAGAGCCCCGCGGGCUCGGGCCAAACGUGCGCGGUCCCCCCUCAAGAGCCUCUCGCCCUCGCGGCUCGAGCGCCCGGUCGACGCAAAGCGGGCGUCGGGUCUUGUCGCAGCGGGAUCGUCCGGGGCCGCGAGCACCGCGCGUCCCACGCCUCCUCUCUUUUGCACUUUCUGCACAAACGGGAGCGGCGCGAGCGGCGCCGGAGCUCGCUGUCGACGCUGUCGGCGCGGUCUUCGCUCGCCGGCACAAAGUGUGGGGGUUGCGCGCCGCGCGACGGAGACGCGGGCGCGCCCGGGACGCAUGCAGAGUCGCGGAGAGAGGCUCCGGCGGGAGAAGGACGCGGGCGAGACGAGACGCAGCUGCUCAAGUCGCCGGCGUCUUCGCUGCAGUCGCCGUCGUUGGCGAGCGGGGCCGAGUCGUGCGGACUGGGCGACGAGACGCCGUUCGCAGUGUUGACGGCGGAGUUGGACGCGCUGUUUUUCUUCACGUUCUGGGAGCAAGGCGUUUUCGACGCGUUGCGCGGCGUCCUCGAGUCCACUGCAGACCUGGCCGUGAUGGAGGAGGCGCUGUCGGGGAUUCUCCUUCUCGCCAAAGCCGCCGUCGCGCUCGGCCUCGCGCAAGCUGUCAACGUGAUCGUCGCCGAGCUCUGCGCGUACGUCGACCUCUCCUUGGGGGUGCUCGCCCAGGCCGUCAUCCCCGUCCUCUUUGAGAUCCUGCGCCCCGAACGGCCGACGGAAGAGACAGGCCUGGAGGGCCGUGCUCGCGAGGGGCUGGGGUUUGCGGCGGGCGGAGCCGUCGCCGGCGGUCUCGGAGGCUGUGUGUAUCUGCGCGAGGAAGGCUGGGCCGCGUUUUUGGAAGUGCUUCUGAAGUUCUUCGCCCUCGACCUGUUGCCGCCUGCGCUCGCGAAUCUCCACGACUUUCCCGACCCUAGCGGGCGGCCGCUGCCGAGACUCUGCACACUUUUGCCACCUGCCUUCGCGCCGCCCGCGCAAAGCAGGAAGAAAGCUGGACGGAGAGGAUGGCUCGGCGACCUGACGAAUCUCCUCUUCGCCUUUGCCGACACCGACGAAGACAGCGAAGGCGACGCCGACGGAGACGAGCUGCAAGGCCGCGCCGCGAGUCUCACGGCCCAGCAGCAGGAGCAAAUCGUCGCAAACGCCGUGCUGGCCCACGACGGCGCCUUCUUUCCCUCGUUGUUUGACAAGUUGUAUCUUCUUCGAUGCGGCACGUCCUUCGCCUUCCUCCCCACGACCCUGUCUCCGUCCCUGCUGCCAGGGCCGAGUCUUUCUUCUGCCGCGCGCCUCAGCCCCGACCGGAAGAGGCGCGGCGCCGAGCGCAAGGGGGGUGACGGCCUGGUCGACGCCCGAAGCGGAGACACGUGGCAGCCUCAGCGAGGCGAGGAGACUGCGCGAAAAAGUUCUCGGGAGGAAGGCGCGAACAAGAGAGAAGAACGCGAGAAACAGCUGGCUGCCGUCGCCCCCUUCUUCAGAUUCAAAGCUGUCCUGGAACGCUUCUUUAAAGUCGACGAACUGCUCGCGCAUCGCGAAGAUCCCUUGACAAUCCACCUCCCAUGCUUGGCGCUGUUGAGAAGUCUCCGCGAGCGUGUCGCCGUAGCCGAGCAGCCUGAACCCUCGGAGGGAAUCUUUACGUCCCUGCCUCCUGCGGCGGCGCUGCCUCUGGCAAGCAUCCUCGUGCUCCACACUUUGCCUCUCGCCUCGCCGCCCCCGCCGCUCCCCGGCUCCGAUCCGUCUCUCUCUCAGGAUUCUUCCCAGAAUUCUGAAGAUCCUUCUGUCGCGGCUCUGUCAGUAGACCCUCGCGUGACGCCGUACUAUCCGUAUCCGCGGCUUUCUGCGUUCCCCCCGGCAGUCCCUGCGUCGCUGGUUCGCCCUGCGCCUGCGCUCCCUCCGGGUUCCGCGGUCUCGGGCGCUUCGGGCGUCCGCGGCGGGGCGAGUCCGCGCGCAGGAGGGCCGGCGGGGCCGGCGGGGCUUUCGAGCGGCGUGGCGGAGCAAGUCCCCGCGGUCGGCCGGCUGGCGAAUCUUCCAGAGCUGCUGAACGCGUCAACAAAACCCGCUGGAUGGCGAGGCCAGGAGAGCGAGGGCGACGAGGAGACGAGAGAGGCCGAGUUCGGCGCACUGUGUGCAUCGAGCAUGGCCGACGACGUCAGGCGUUUCCGCGCGGUCGGCGAUCGCGCCUUCGCCCUCGAAAUCCUUGGCUUCCUCGUCGCAGAUCAAGGCCUCCUCCUCGUCGACCUCGACCAGGAGACAACGCCCACUGCAGAGAGAGAAGCGCAGGCGUCGCGGAGGCCUGCCGAAAAGGAGACAGAACAAGCGGACGAGAAGGACAGGAGUCUCGCGAGUGGAGAGAAACGGGGAGAGGCGGAGACGGGAGGAGAGACAGAAGACCGGAAAAGGUGCGCAGACGAGGACGUUGCCCACGACGCUUUUCUCGAACGCAUGUCGAAACAGGAACUCGUCUGGGUCUUCCUCACGACGCACUUGAACGUCUUGAUUCGCCGCUACGUGAUUGCCGCCGCGGCGGAGACCGUCCAGCCUCCCCUCGUCGCCGUGGAACGCGCCGUCUGUCUCGGGAGGGGGCGAGCAGGCUCACGCGAAAGAACGCAAAGUGACGCAGACGAAGGCCCUUUAGAGAGACAGCAAGUCGCGUGCGUGCACCAAAUGCUGGCCUCCUGGGGCAGGCAACUCACAGUCGAAACUCCCGCGUGUUUGGAUCGCGACGAACUGCUCUUCAUCGAGCGGCUGAUGGUCACCGCGCUGCGCCUGGUUGUGGAGUUCCUUCCCAUCGGGGCGAGCCUGCGGGAUCUGCCGACGGCGCGCGACGUGUCGGAGCCGGUCGAAGCGUGGAUCGAGCCGAGUGUCCUGCAUCUCCUCGCACUCAUCGUCCACCUUCACCCGAACGUCUACAUGCUGCAGACGGAGAGAAUCAGUGCGGCGCUCCAGCUGCUGUUCCGCCCGCCGGCCUCCCUCGCCGCGCUGCGGUCGCCUCUCGCGAUCGACGUGUUUUUGGGGAUCUUGCAGCGGAUGGUCCCCCUCCCGCCGUUCCUCCCGCCCUCGGCGCUGCCUGCCUCUCUCUUGCGCCAGCAACAGCAGCAACUCGCAGCCGCGGGUGCACACUUCCUCGCGCAGUGGCUGCUCGGCGAGCAAAGUGGCGAGGCGCUGCUGGAAGUCGCCCGGCCGCUCCACUUCCAGGGCUGCGUCCAGACCCUCCUUGCGCUGAGUGUACAUACACCGCAGCUGCUGCUCCUCAAGGGGAGUCCGGGCGGCGUGCCGCGGGUGCUCGAGAGAAGCGAGGACGCCUCCCCCGGCAAGGACAAGCGGCCAGUCGCAAAUGUGGAGCGAAGUCUGCUGGGUUUGCGGAGAACCUUUGGGAGGCAAUUCGGAGCGCAAGGCGCCGACUGGAGCGGCGACCGCGGCGACGUGGACCAGACGGGCGACCAAACCUCUGUUUUUUCUGCGAACUUGAAGGCGCUGAAGAUGCUCAACGAUUUGCCUGGAGCCAUCGCGGCAGCGGCGGAGCAGCGCGACACGUCGGUCGCGUGGCUCACCGUCGAAGAAGUCGGCGUGAUGUGGGUGAAGGUGCUUCAGGCGCUCGCCAUCUGCUGCGCCUUCGGCCCGAAACCCGUCCGCGUGAAGGCACUGGGGCAUCUCCAGCACCAAUUGCUGCGUGCGUCGCCUCCGCCGUCGUCGCUCGAGACGGCAAACUCGCCGGUUUCCCCGACUGCUUCACGGCCGCCUUCGCUCCUUCAGAGAGUGAUGAAGAGCCCCGCCGUGUGGCGACUCGUCCUCCAAGAGGUUCUUUUCCCGCUGCUCACCUACGGCUUUCAGUACCCGUGCGACUGUCCCCUGCCUGCGGAGACAAGGCUCGAGGCCGCAGCUGGGCUGGUGCCUUCGGGCGAGACAGAGCCUUCCCCAGUCCCCCGCGCGUCUCUGGGCGCGGGCGUGGGAGGCGACAGAAAGGGAACAGAGACCGCAGAGACGCCGGACCAAAAACCCGUCGUGGAGAGUCCGUACACGUUCCCCUCAGAGAGCCGCGCCCGAAGACCAGCUGCGUGGAUGGCGGCGCCUCUAGGAAGGCGGUACACACUCGAGGCGGCCGUCGCUGCUCUCGGAGCCGAGGAGGUUCUGCAGCGGCGCGCUGCGUCGGCGAGCUUGGUGUGUCGCCUCUUUCUGUCGCAUCUGGAUUUUCUUCUUCAGCCCCUCGGCCCCGCGGAGACUCCGUCAGACGCGAGCAAUCGUUUCAGAGGACAGGAAGGAGAGGAAGAAGAGCGCGAAUGCGCGUUGCGCCUGCUCGGCCUCGUUGGAGACCAAGUUCUCGUUGGCCACUUUGGAGGCGACGCCGAGGCCGCGCAUGCAGCGGCGACCGCUGGAGGUCUUCGUCUGCUUCUUCCGCCUCUCGUGCAAUUCCUCGAACUCCUUGUCGAACAAGCCUGCGCUGCUCCACUUGUUUUCUGCGACGCGUUUCUCGAGAAUCUGAAGAACACCCUUCUGGUCGUCCUCACGUCGCCCGCUGUGGCCAGUGCCUCAACCGAGGGGACGGUGGACUUGCCGCCGCCCACUGCAGCGGACUUUGAUAUUCCGGGAGAGAAGAGAGAGGCGGAGGAAGCAGAGACCGAGAAGGACGGAGAGAGAAAGACGGGGAGAGAGGAGAGGGCCGGGAACCGGGAGGGUGGGGAGGACGAGCAGGAAGGCCUGCCGCGAAAGCGGGUAGGGGCGGAUGGACGCUAUCAACGAGGAUCACCGUCUGCGGCAUAUUUUGACGCGGCGCUGCAGCAACUCUCGAAGAGCCAGCAGCUGCUCAUUGUCAUUGCUCAUCAGAUUAUCUCACCGUCUUUCCCGUAUCUCGUGAAGGACCUCCUGACGAUCAUUCUGCCGACGCUUCUCCCGCCUCGGUUCAGCACUCCUGCAUCCGCUUCGGCAUCGUUUCAGACCGCGGAAGAACACGGUGCUUCAGAGCCGGCACUGGGCGAAAACGAGACGCGUGUGGGAGCGGGACCAGGGAACAGCGGUGCUCAGGGAGGACCGGGGGAUGGCGAAGCAGGAGAGAACGGGGUGUCGGCAGAGAGUGGCGAGUUGGAGGAAACGAGAAUCGUGGAGCGUUCAGAGGAAACGAGAAUGGAGCAUCCCUCUCGACCGCCAGCGCCACCUCCUCCGCCCCCGCCGCCUCCGUCUGGUCCUCCUCCGGGUGCGCAAGACCUUGGAGCGAAUGCCGGCGGCGAGAGUGUGUCAGGGGCGACGGCAGGAGACGAAACAGAGAAUCCCGAAGAGAGGAGACAAGAGGACGAACGGUCUUUACAGCACGCCGAUGUUGAGGGAGGCAGCUCUGCUUUCGAGGGGGAACGCGCCGCCGACGGCGAGGACGGUUCGGAGACUGAAGGCUCGCAAGGACUUCGUACAGGAGACACCGAGGGCCCACAGCCGCAUGAAAUUCCAGAAGACGAGAGAGAAGAGAGGAGAGCAACGCAUGAGGACACAGAUAAGGAAGUCCUCGUGACCAGUCAGUGUAUUCCCAGGGAAGACAACAGAGAAUCGAAAUCAGCUCCGCGCCCUCGAACCUGGCGGGAGACGUUCUUCGGGGCAGGAGCUGCAGCUGCGGCCGCUGCCUUGGGACGGGAAGUCUACUGGACCGACCAGGCUCUUCCACCUGACAGAGGACAGAAUGCCCAGGUGCGCGGGGGACCGGGUGCGUGA